This is a messenger RNA of Botrytis fragariae, 540 nucleotides long. Its product is annotated as putative carbonic anhydrase protein. Gene Ontology annotation, molecular function: zinc ion binding; carbonate dehydratase activity. Lineage: Eukaryota; Fungi; Ascomycota; Leotiomycetes; Helotiales; Sclerotiniaceae. The record is from RefSeq and is a predicted model, not a curated record. The transcript is spliced from 5 exons. The coding region runs from base 1 to 540 and encodes 179 amino acids.
AUGUCAACCCAGUCAGCGGAGAAGAUAGCAAGUAUUAUCGAGCGUAAUUCAAUUUACUCCAAAACCAUUCAUGUUCAACCACCACUACUCAGUGUUGGAAUAGAGAAGAAUAAAUCACUUGGAAAACGUGGUACUGUUAUUGUUUCAUGCGCCGAUCCUCGCAUCACUCCUGAGAAAUUCCUUGGUCUUGAGUUUGCCGAGGCGGCCAUCCUUCGUAAUGCGGGAGGACGCGCUCGUCCUGCUCUAUCCAGCCUUCUCGCCCUCGACAGUCUAGGAAAUACAGGCACCAUUAUUGUGAUUCACCACAAUGACUGCGGGAUGUCUCACUAUUCAGAAUCUGAAUUCCAGGACAGAUCGAAAGCGAAGCAUCCUGAGAUUGAUCUUCAUGGAGAGGAGUUUGGUGCUAUUGUAGACCCCGAGAAUACAGUAAAGGAAGAUGUGGCGUAUCUGAAAUCAUUUGAGAGUUGGGGAAAGGCGAAUGUAGAAAUCGUGGGAUUAGUCUUAGACACGUUCUCUGGAAUCGUGAAGAGAAUGGUUUAA